This is a messenger RNA of Copidosoma floridanum, 2428 nucleotides long. It is a transcript of the gene Pms2, whose product is annotated as mismatch repair endonuclease PMS2. The record is from RefSeq and is a predicted model, not a curated record. Gene Ontology annotation, cellular component: MutLalpha complex. Gene Ontology annotation, biological process: mismatch repair. Gene Ontology annotation, molecular function: ATP binding; mismatched DNA binding; ATP hydrolysis activity. Lineage: Eukaryota; Metazoa; Arthropoda; Insecta; Hymenoptera; Encyrtidae.
AAGUGGAACCACCGUGGGAUGUGACCGCGGCCUUACUUCUAGUUUGAAGGGUUUCUGAAGGGGUUCUAGAAUUUUUAAUUUUCAACGAGUACGAAUUAAAAAAUAUCGGUGUUGGAUCAAAAGAGAUAAAACAAUGGAGAAACCAGCACCAACAACAGAAAAUACCUCUGGACAAAUUAUGUACAUCAAUAAGAAAACGAUUAAUAAAAUAUGUUCAGGACAAGUCAUUUUUGACCUUGCUACAGCAGUAAAGGAGCUAGUAGAGAAUAGUUUAGAUAGUUGUGCCACUAUUGUAGAAAUCAAAUUAGUUGAUUAUGGCAGAACUUCUAUCACAGUAGCUGAUAAUGGAUGUGGAGUGUUGGAAAGAGAUUUCGACGGGCUUGGCUUAAAACAUCAUACUUCCAAACUGAAAGAUUUUUCAGACUUAGAAGAAGUAGAGACAUUCGGUUUUCGAGGAGAGGCUUUAAGCUCAUUAUGCGCCCUCUCAGAUCUUCACAUUAUUACUAAGCAUUCCACAGCAUUGCAUGCGUUCGACAUACAUUUCGAUAAAAAUGGUAAAAUAAAAAAAAAAAUCGUUAGUGCACGACACCAAGGCACAACGGUGUACAUCAAAGAGAUUUUCAAAAAUUUACCUGUGCGCUUAAAAGAGUUCCAAAAAAAUAUUAAAAAAGAAUUUAAAAAAAUGAUUCAUGUCCUUCAUAACUACUGUUUAGUAUCCACAGGAGUAAAAAUAAUUUGUACAAAUGCCUUGGGCAAUAAGUCUUCUAAUAUCGUAUUUUCAACCAAUGGCUCAGUCACUGUGCUAGACAACAUAUCUGCAAUAUUUGGGAGAAAAAUACGAGAUAAUUUACUCGAAGUUGAAUUGCUUCCAUCUGAUGGGAACAUUCUUGAAGAGUACAGCUUAGCGAUUGAUGAACCUUUAAAUUUCAGAUGGAAGUGUUUUGUGAGCACUUGUAUCCAUACAUUGGGAUGUUCUUCUCCAGAUAAACAAUUUUUUUAUGUUAAUAAUAGACCUUGUGAUCUUUCAAAAGUAAGCAAAUUGAUAAACUUUAUCUUCCAUAAUUACAACAAUAAACAAUACCCGUUUGUCUACUUGAAUAUCCUGAUAGAAAAAAACUGUGCAGAUGUUAAUGUAACACCUGACAAAAGAACUGUUUUACUAACUAAUGAAAAAAUAAUUUUUGCUGCUAUAAAAUCUAAUUUUAACAAAUUAUGGAAUAGUUGUCAGGGAGUAUUCACAGAAAAAACCCUACCAGAACUGAGAUCACAAAGUCUCAAAAGAGACUUCCCAUCAUCUCCAGAGGAUGGCCCCCCUUUAAAAAAACUUACUUUUCAACGUUUAAAUGAGAUCACUGAUGUGACAAAAAACAUAAGUUCGAGCAUUGCCAUUGAAGAUAUUAAAACCAAAUUGUUAAAACUUAAAUUGAGAAAAGAAGGUAAAGAUUCCAGUUCAAUCGAGCUUAGCAACCAACAAGUUCAAGGCAGAAGUAACGAAUCUAAAAAUAAAAAGAACUUUAUUUCUGUAAUAGAAAAAAAUAAAGAAUCACUUCAUGAGAAAAUUUUAACUCAUACAAUACCAAAAGAAACUUUUGACAAUGAAGCAGAACUGUGUACUAAGUUUCCCAUUGUGAACAUGACUGUAACUUUAAGCAGCAUCAAGGACAAACUACGUAAAAUAAAAGAAAUUAGAAAAUCUGAGAUAAAAGCUAAAAAUACUCUUCACUUUGAGACUCGAUUGAAUUCAAAUACCAUUGAUAUAGAAAGAGAAUUCAAAGACAAAUUAACAAGUGAAUCUUUUGAUCAAAUGGAAAUUAUAGGCCAGUUCAAUUUGGGAUUUAUUUUAGCAAAGCUUGAAAAUAAUUUAUUUAUAGUAGAUCAGCAUGCAAGUGAUGAAAAAUACCGUUUUGAAAAGCUUCUAAGCGAUACAAAAUUAAAAACUCAAAAACUGAUUGUACCAAAACCUUUAAAUCUUGCGGUUAUAAAAGAGUCUGUUCUUAUGGAUAAUUUAAACAUAUUUCAAGACAAUGGCUUCACAUUUGAGAUAAAUAAUAAUGAAGACAUUGGUAGAAAAGUCAGUCUUAAAGGCAUGCCUGUAAGUUUUAACUGGCAGUUUAGUCGAGAAGACAUAGAAGAACUCAUCUUUCUAAUACAAGAAGGAGGAGAGGAUGGCACGAAUUCAAAUGUCAUUCCUCGACCAUCGAGAAUUCGACAGAUGCUAGCAUCAAGGGCGUGUCGUAGUGCAGUUAUGAUUGGAAGAACGUUGAAUCGCAUGAAAAUGCGUCAAAUAGUAAAGCAAAUGGGUGACAUGACUAACCCCUGGACUUGUCCUCAUGGAAGACCAACGCUUCGACAUUUGUGUACAUUUACUCCUUUUAUAAAUUCAAAAUAAAAGAAGUUAGUUAAACACUUCUAUUAUAAAAACAAUCUA